Gastrolobium bilobum is the source of this 4236-nucleotide messenger RNA. RefSeq names its product pentatricopeptide repeat-containing protein At3g63370, chloroplastic. The record is from RefSeq and is a predicted model, not a curated record. Gene Ontology annotation, molecular function: zinc ion binding; protein binding; RNA binding. Bases 1 to 4236 code for a protein of 1411 amino acids. Gene Ontology annotation, biological process: RNA modification. Lineage: Eukaryota; Viridiplantae; Streptophyta; Magnoliopsida; Fabales; Fabaceae. The transcript has 7 exons.
AUGGCCACUUCAAUCCCACACUGUCACCUUAUAUCAGAAAGACUUCACCCGAGCCCUGUUGCUGGAGUUCCCAACUUCUCUCGCAAACCCAUCUCAAUUAAGAUACAGAGGGAAACCUGCAAGCAAGGAACCCUCAAAGAUGCUUUCCAAUCCUUAACCCUCUUUUUCACUGACCCAUUUGCAACUCACUACUGUCUCAAACAGGCUUAUUCUCUGGCUCUUGAGCUCUGUGCCAUUGACAAAACUCUAAAACAAGGGCAACAGCUGCAUGCCCUUUUGGUGAAAACUCAUGGUUUGUGUGAUUCGGUGUUUCUGGGCACUAAGCUUGUGCAUAUGUAUGGGAAGUGUGGCUCGUUUCUUGACGCAAAGAAGGUGUUUGAUAGAAUGAGUGAGAGAACUAUUUUUACCUGGAAUGCUAUGAUAGGGGCCUCUGUGUCAAAUGGUAAAUAUCUUCAAGCCCUUGAGUUGUAUAAAGAAAUGAGACUUCUGGGUGUGCCGCUAGAUGCUUGUACUUUUCCUUGUGUGCUUAAAGCAUGUGGUGCUCUUUUUGAGAGCCGCUUGGGGGCUGAAAUCCAUGGUGUGGCUCUCAAGUGUGGAUAUGGUGCAUUUGUGUUUGUGUGUAAUGCACUUAUUACUAUGUAUGCAAAAUGUGGUGAUCUUGAUGGGUCUAGGCUGUUGUUUGAGAGUAUUGUGAUGGAGAAUGAGGACACUGUAACAUGGAAUUCUAUUAUUUCGGCACAUGUAGCAGAAGGUCAGUUCUUAGAGGCAUUGUCACUCUUUAGAAGAAUGCAGAAGGUUGGUGUUGCCAGUAAUACGUACACUUUCGUUGCAGCUCUUCAAGCGUGUGAAGAUCCAUCUUUUAUUAAACUGGGUAUGGAGAUACAUGCUGUCAUCUUGAAAUCUAACCAUUUUGCUGAUAUUUACGUUGCCAAUGCUUUGAUUGCUACUUAUGCAAAAUGGGGUAAGAUGGAGGAUGUUGAAAGAGUUUUUAAAAGUAUGCUUUACAAAGAUAAUAUAUCGUGGAAUACAUUGCUUUCUGGUCUGGUCCAAAAUGAUCUAUAUAGUGAUGCUCUAAACCACUUCCGGGAUAUGCAGAAUUCUGGUCAAAAGCCUGACCAGGUGUCAGUUCUAAACAUGAUUUCAGUGUCAGGUCGAACAGGAAAUUUAUUGAAUGGCAUGGAAGUUCAUGCAUAUGUAAUAAGAAAUGGAAUAGAUUCUGAAAUGCAGAUCGGGAACACCCUGAUAGAUAUGUAUGCUAAGUGUUGUUAUGUGAAAUAUAUGAGUCAUGUUUUUGAAUGCAUGCCUGAAAAAGAUUUGAUUUCUUGUACAACAACCAUUGCUGGCUAUGCACAGAAUGAAUGCCAUCUGGAAGCUUUAAAUUUGUUCCGGAAAGCUCAGUUAGAAGGGAUGGAUGUUGAUCCCAUGAUGAUUGGAAGCAUUUUGCUGGCUUGUAGUGCGUUGAAUUCUAAAAACUUCAUCAAAGAAAUUCAUGGUUAUGUUUUGAAAAGUGAUUUAGCUGAUAUUAUACUACAAAAUGCGAUUGUCAAUGUAUACGGAGAGGUUGGGCACAUAGAUUACGCAAGACGUAUGUUUGAAUCAAUUGAAUCCAAAGAUAUUGUGUCUUGGACAAGUAUGAUUACUUCUUGUGUUCAAAAUGGACUAGCAAUUGAGGCUCUUGAACUUUUCUACUCUUUUAAAGAAAAUAAUAUUCAACCUGAUACUAUAGCUCUUGUCAGUGUGCUCUCUGCGGCUGCUAGUUUAUCUUCUUUGAAGAAAGGGAAGGAGAUUCAUGGAUUUCUGAUUAGGAAUGGUUUCUCCUUGGAGGGACCCAUUGCUAGCUCCCUGGUGGAUGUGUAUGCUCGCUGUGCAACUUUAGAGAACUCAAGAAAGAUAUUUAAUUCUGUAAAGCAGAGAGAUCUAAUUUUGUGGACUUCUAUGAUUAAUGCAAAUGGAAUGCAUGGAUUUGGAAAUGAGGCUAUUGACUUAUUCAAGAAAAUGACUGAUGAAAAUGUUAUUCCUGAUCAUAUAACCUUCUUGGCUUUAUUAUAUGCAUGCAGCCAUUCAGGGUUGAUAGUUGAAGGGAAGAGGUUUUUUGAAAUUAUGAAAUAUGAAUAUCAAUUGGAGCCCUGGCCAGAGCAUUAUGCCUGUCUGGUUGAUCUCCUUGGCCGUUCCAAUUCCCUGGAAGAGGCUUACCAUUUUGCAAGAAACAUGCCUUUUAAACCUUCUGCUGAAGUCUGGUGUGCUCUUCUUGGGGCUUGCCGUAUUCAUUCCAACAAAGAAUUAGGAGAGCUUGCUACGAAGAAGCUCUUACAAAUGGGUACCGAGAAUUCGGGAAAUUAUGUACUGAUAUCGAACAUCUUUGCAGCAGAUGGAAAAUGGAAUGAUGUUGAAGAAGUGAGGUUGAGAAUGAAAGGAAAUGGGUUGAAGAAGAAACCAGGAUGCAGUUGGAUAGAGGUUGAGAAUAAGAUUCACACCUUCAUUGCAAGGGACAAGUCUCAUCCACAGUCUGAUGAGAUCUAUCUAAAAUUAAAUCAGCUUAUAAAACUUUUGGAGAUAAAAGGAGGGUAUAAGGCUCAAACUAAGUUUGUAUUCCAUAAUGUUAGUGAAGAAGAGAAAACACAGAUGUUAUAUGGACACAGUGAGAGGUUGGCACUUGGUUAUGGACUGCUUGUUACCCCAAAGGGUACUUCUAUUCGGAUCGCAAAGAACCUUCGAAUUUGUGAUGAUUGUCAUACAUUCUUUAAGAUAGCAUCUGAAGUCUCUCAACGAGCCCUCAUUGUAAGGGAUGCCAACAGGUUCCAUCAUUUUGAAAGAGGAAUUUGUUCAUGUGGAGAUUUCUGGCUUUUGUUGAAGGGGUGCGUUCGUGUAGUUCUAGGAUUUGAAAUAUUAUAUUGUACUAUUGGUGUACAUAAAUGUCUCACAUGGAGGGUGAAAUAUGUUGAUAUAGGGGAUGUCCAUAGUGGCAAUGGUAGAAACCAAGCACUAGUGGAGCUUCUCAUGGUGAAGUGGCUAAGGUGGCUCUCCAUAGUCACAGCCGUAGUGGCUGAGUGGAGAAGAAGAAGCCCUGUUCCUCAAUGUGAGAGGGGGUUAGCUGAAACUCAUAUUCUCUUUUGGUGUGGGAAGAGCUUCUGUGGCAGAUAUAGAGAGAUUAAAAAUCAGCAGCAAAACAAGAUCUUUGGAUGUUUCUCAAGUUCUAAACCUAUCGACAAGCAAUCUCUACUUGACUAUGGUAUAUUUUGCUGUCUCAUUUAUGUUCUCAAUGCCCUUCUCGAUCCUGAUGUAACCAUUCAACGGCCAAAUACUGCUAUUGAUCAUGUAGAGCAAGACAAAUGUUUAAUAUGCUCCAGGGAUUCUCUUGCAAUGGCGGGUCGCAGAAGAUCAAGCAACACCGACGGUGAGAGACGAACGAAGCAACGACAAGACCAGCCUUCUUCUUCGAGACCACAAGACGCUGAGCCUGAGCCCGUUGACCUCCCAUUUGGGCACCUGUUUGAGGAUGACCCGUCGGUACAUGUUGCAUUUCUACAUGACCAUGUGAACAGACCCUUAUGUGCACCAAAAUCGUUGGAUACGACAUUCUUUAUGACGGAGGGAUUUCAGAUUGUGGCGGUGUUUGAGGCAGCACAUCUGAGAGAGUUGGCUGAGAUGCUAUAUCCAUAUUCAGAGGUUAUGGUGAGGGCCUUCUACCACAACCUCAGCUACAUACAGGGAGAGUUGAGGUCCCGCGUCUGCGGUGUGGACAUAGUCAUGACGGCUCUGGUAUGGUUGGAGGUAUUAGGCUAUGACUUUGAUGCUCAGCCCACUGUAGAGUAUGAUGCAGAUAACAGUGUAUCACUUCCUGGAUUUGUCCGAGGUGAUUCUGUGGAGGAGGCCAGGAGGCCUGAUAUCAGACGUGGGCGAACCAUUCAUUCGCGAGCUUUCAAUCAUUCUAGGGUGCUGGAACAUUACAUUCCUAUCAUGUGGGUUAUCUGUCAUGACGUACAAAAGAUAUUGGUUCACUUUGGUGUUCCCAUGGACACUGAGAAGCUGAAGAGGCCCACAGGCUAUACUGCCAAGUUUGGAAAGUGUCUACUGGAGCAGUGCAAGAUCUCCAAGAACAGGGCGGGUGUGUGGCAGUUCUCAGGUACGGUUGAGGUAGAGGUGCUUGAUGUUGCCCCAAAUGCACACAUGAUUGAGCCUGAAGAGGAAGACUGGGAGGAGGAGAAGGAUGAUGAGGCUGACCUGCAGGAGAUAUGA